Leptidea sinapis is the source of this 4765-nucleotide messenger RNA. RefSeq lists its product as uncharacterized. Bases 175 to 2337 code for a protein of 720 amino acids. The transcript is spliced from 6 exons. NCBI's taxonomy places the organism in Eukaryota, Metazoa, Arthropoda, Insecta, Lepidoptera, Pieridae. The record is from RefSeq and is a predicted model, not a curated record. Gene Ontology annotation, cellular component: spindle. Gene Ontology annotation, biological process: establishment of mitotic spindle orientation; regulation of establishment of bipolar cell polarity; signal transduction.
UCUGCGCAGCGAAAUGGAGCGGCACACUUCUUCCUCCAUCCACUUCCGGCUGAAGCUGCUGACCGCCGUGGAGCAGAUGCAGUCGGCGCUCGCGCUGCAGGACCUCGGUAACACACGCCCAUAUUAUAAUAAAUGGAGCGGCACACUUCUUCCACCGUCUGAAGCUGCUGACAGAUGCAGUCCUCGCUCCCGCUGCGGGUCCUCGGGCAGGUGUGGUACAAGCCGGUGCGCGACGCGGGCGGCACAGUGGUGGUGUCGUGCGUGGGGCGCGCGCGCGGAGCCCGGGCCGGCGCGCUCAGCUCGCGCUGGGUGCCGCUGCACAAGCUGCGGCGCCGGCCCGGCGGCGAGGAGCAGGCCGCCGCCGACCUGCUGCUGGCCUCGGUGCCGCACCAGAUCCACUACCACCAGGUGUGCCGCUCGCAGCUGGCGCGCGGGCUGUACGUGGGCUACCUCAAGCUGCAGUCGUCGCUGGAGGUGGCGCGGCUGGUAGUGCCGGCGCGCGCGCCCAACGUGCCACCGCACGCGCGCGUCCGUCACAACCCGCACGUGGCCGGAGAUGAAUGGGAAUACCUUAAAAAUCAAUCCUGUAAAGCUAUUGAGUCACAGCACCGCAGCACUCUCUCGGUCAGCGGGAGCGACAAGCCUUCUGAGAGCCAGCUGAUGUUCGUGCAGCAGCUGGCGACGGCGACGAGGCGCCUGCUGCGAGAUAUGGACAUCAACGAACACGACGCACUGUUGCACCGCGUCUAUGAUCUAGAGGUCAUCGAGUUCAGCGGCGAUGUCAGCUUCAUCAUGAUCUGCCCGCCUGCGGAGCAGGCCUGCUCCGUGCCCGGGCAGAGAGAGAUACUCCUCCAAAAGGGGGAUCUACUUAGUCUGCCCAUCCAAGCAUUCGAGAUGAUUCACCUGCAGACCUACCACUCUAAUAUUCUUAACAGAUAUUCCAGACUGAGCUGUUUGCUGGAGUUGGAUGUAGCUCUCGCGACUCAUGCGCAGAGGGAAGCUUUCUCCAGCACCGAGCUGCAGACAGCUAAAGAUAGACUCGCCAAGCUGGAAGAUUUGCAAAAUAGUUUAACCGUAGUGUGGAAGUCAGAGCGUUGGCUCAUGGAUCUCAUUAGCUUUGCGAGAGAUAAAGACAAAACAAGUUCCAGCUCUGGGAUUCUGCUGAAAUACUUACUAGAGAAUGAACCGUCCGCCAAUAUUACAGGUUACACCAAAGACUCAGACCAGAAAUUAGAUUUUCUGCAAAUCCCUGCUCGAGACGGAAAAAUAACUAAAACCUCUCCGGGUCGAGGUUCGUGGCCAGGACCGGCUGGAAACGGAAGUGCAAACCUGUACGCAGAAUUCAGCAAAUCUGAUCAACAGCUGAGCCUGGCUCCGCGACAAACUUCCGUCUCGAGCCUAAACUUGAGCAGCUCUCAAUAUCUGGACGCGGAUAGUAAAUAUCCACGGAAAGGCAGCGCGGACUCGCAGUCCAUCCAGCGCAGGGUGAUGAUCGGGGACGCCCAGUCCGACGUGAUGUCCAGCAGUUCACAAGAGAGCGCGACUGGGCGCCUGCCACCGUCGCGCAGCGAAGACACUCUGGUACUGCAAACGAGCAAUGAAAACGGAGAGCCCCGUCCGCGCCCGCAGAGCAUCACCGCAAGCUUGUCAACCUCUUCGAGCCCCAUGCUGACCGUGCGGGGUGUCCACCCGGGCGGCGUGCUCUGCACGAGAACGGCUAAGUCCAAUGAAUCCGCCCAAAGUUUGUCCAGUGACUCGGAAACACAAAGCUGUACCACGGUGCCUAAACUAAAUCCACUGACCAACCGAGUGAUGCCAUCGAAAAGUAUGAAUAACAUGAAGACUGAUGAGGAGCAAUCAAGUGCAGAUGCCGUCGAAGGCGAGUCGAGGGAGCGCAAUGUGAAGCGAGUGCCGCUUAUGGAGACGGCGGAGACCCUCGGCCACAAGGUGGCGCGCACGGCGGACGGCCGGGCCGAGCGUGAACAGCCCGGCAUCCUGCAGGUGUUUGCGGCAUACGACACGGGGCUGGCGGCGGGCACGUCCCUGAAGCUGCACGUGACGCCGCGCACCACCGCCCGGGAGGUCAUCGAGCUGGUGGUCAAGCAGCUCAACAUGGCCACCGUGCUCAAGGGGCGCGCCGGGCCUGUGUACCCGCCGCAGCGGUUGCCCGACUUCUGUCUUGUAGCGGUAAUCGGCGCGCGCGAGCGAUGUCUCAGAGACGACUUCCGGCCGCUCCAACUCCAGAACCCGUGGCGGCGCGGGCGACUGUACGUGCGGCUGCGGCACGACGUUCUGGCGGCGUUGAGCCACUCCGCCGCGCGCCCCGCUCACAUCUAGCUGGAUACUGACACCUCGCACAUCGACAUACACUUGUGUUGAGCGCGCCGCCGCUACAAACAUUGUGCUCCGUCACUGGCGACCGGUCGGUUUGUUUGGCAGUCGACAAUAUUUUUAUUUUCUGUUUUACAGUUGCUCAACAAAUAAGCCCCGUCCCACAAGUAGGUAAUAGGCCUUGGGAGCUAAUGUGACGUUUAUUUUACGAUAUUUACGAGUGUUAUUUUGUUUUGAAUGAGAUAGUUAUACGUGUUAAUUAAGAUACUACUUAAAAUUAAAGAUUUUAGAAGGAUUCCCAACGAACGGUGGAUUAUACGUCUCAACUGUUAUACAAAAUAUAAUUUCGUAGUAGUAUUGAGUACUAUGUAGAGCGAGUUAAAAUAUUUUUUUAUUUAUUAGAACUAACUGAACACCUAGUGAGUGGCACACCGCAAGGGGACGCCGCGCGGCAGGGUGUGCCCAUCUUUAUGUCAACGUCGUCUAGUUUGUGUAUAAGCCUGGUCGACCUGGUGUAGGCGUGUGUCCAACAUUCAUCAUAUCAGUACAACAACAGAUACUUUAGUGUUAGUUAGCUAAUUAUAUAUAACAUAUACAUAUAUAAUAUGUAGGUAUAUGGAGCGAUAUAUUAACGCUGUUAUUAUUUAAUAAAUACUACCGCUUUAACUAAUGCAAUAUUGGUAAAUCGCAGUAUUGUUGAUUGGUGUUGAUUCAAUAAAAGUAAUACUUUACUUGAAGAAGCUCAUUGCUCAAGCAAGCUGCAUCUAAGGCUAUAGAGUGUACUUAGAGUUUGCUCAGACUUUACUUACGUAAGACAUAGCUAAGUGUAAGCUUAACGUAACCUUUUAUUUCGUUUUUAUUAUCAUUUGACAGCUGAAAUUUUACUGAGCUUAACCUUAAACUUUAAAACAGGCGAUUAUAAAAAAGAAGUUUGAGUUUUAUCACAAACAGGAAAGUUUUACGAAUCUAAGUCUGAACAAAGUCUAGUUCGCUGUUCAUAUGUCAACAUGAGAGUCACACACGCAGCUCUGUAUCAAAUCUACAGUCGGAGUGUAAUGGUAGAGCUACUAGUGGUAGUAUUAGACACGAGUAGUCACGUACACUCACUAGUAUUACAUUAUUGUACAAGUGAACUAGUCGCAAACCCACAAAUAUUAUAACAAUUGUAUGUUUUAUUGUGUGUUGCACACGACAUGGCGAUGUGCCAGUUACCUAUAGGGUGUCGCCGGCUAAUACGCAAGCAUAGUAGUAUUAUAGAGACGAUAAGUUCAGUUAUCACAUAAACGGAUAACUUAUGUGAUUUUGUACAAAAAGUGUGUUUGGUACGAAAAGUUUGUUUCGAAUGAGCAGAUUUUUCAUAUACGUUUUAGAUAUUAUUGUUUUUUUACCGUAGAUAAUUAGUUUUCUUUAAUUUUAAAUCGGCAAGUUAUUGCUUUUACCCUUUUUUCGAAAAUUUAGUUUUCAUCAGAUCUCGACGUUUUAAGGUAGGACCUUAAAACAUCCCCGACUGUUCCCGUGAUGGUGGAGUCCCCUUAUAACUUUUAAACGGCUCGACCGAUCACGGUUGGCGCCAUUCGAAGGGGCGAGAAACUUUAAGAAAUCUCAAACAAUUAAAGAAAAAUAGUUAUUGCCAUUUGAAAAUUCAUGUUUUAUUAAUCUUGUGUUUUAUUAAACUUUUAUAAGACAUGAUUUUCAGAAUUACUUAACUCUAUCAGACUUCAAACAUAGAACAGCUAACUCUUUGUGCUCAAAAUAACACAAAUUAUGUUACCGUUAUAAGUACAAUUUGAAGUGUGUAAGGAAUUAGCGGGAAGUUGCAGGGAUGGCCUUUAGGGUCAACGGUUUUCCAAACUUUUUUUAAUUGUUAUGAAUCAAUCUAUAACCUGCUGCGUAAAGGACGAUAAACAGAUCAGUGCGAUCGUUCGCCGGUAAUUAUACAAAAUAUAAUGUGGAAUACUGCCGGAUAUACCAUCGUGUGCGUACAAGCAAUGUUUUAUUAAGACAUUGAUGACUCGGUUUAAUUAAAAUAUAGCUAAUAUUUUGAGAUUUACAUUAUAGUAAGGUAGGCGUGAUCUAAAAGAGUGUAGCUCCAAAGUAUGUUCAUAGGUAAUAUAAAUAAUAUAUCCAUAUUAUAUAAUAGUUAAUAUAUAAUAAAGUAUUAUAUCAUGAGGAAAUCAUUAAAACAAUUAGUUAAUUUCUCCAAUGAUUCGAGCCAUAAGUACUUACAAGUAUAAUAGUAUACCCCGUGGUGGGGGGGGGGGGUCUGGUUGUGUAAGAACCAGGCAGUAUCUACUGUGUCUUAUGAAUAGAAUAAUUAUUAUUGAUGUGUUUUGUUUUGUAUUCACUCGUCCCGUAAUAUAGAUGUUGUGCUAUAUUUAUAGAGAACUUAGCGCGAGAGAAAUUAAAUUAUGCACAAAUAAAUGUAUUUCAGUUA